Messenger RNA from Trachymyrmex cornetzi, 1925 nucleotides. It is a transcript of the gene IntS14, whose product is annotated as integrator complex subunit 14. The record is from RefSeq and is a predicted model, not a curated record. The transcript is spliced from 6 exons. Gene Ontology annotation, cellular component: integrator complex. The coding region runs from base 335 to 1867 and encodes 510 amino acids. Gene Ontology annotation, biological process: snRNA 3'-end processing. NCBI's taxonomy places the organism in Eukaryota, Metazoa, Arthropoda, Insecta, Hymenoptera, Formicidae.
GUGUUUAGGAGUGUAUCGAUGUAUGUAUAUGACUGUGGUUGGUACAUGAUAACAUUAUUAAUCUAAGAAAUACAUUAGUAUGACAGAAGUAUUGUUAACAAAAUUUUUUAAUUUUUAUUAACUUGAGACGAGCAACUGUUCUUUGCGAGGAAACAGACAUCAAUACACAGGAAAAUUUAAUACGUGGCUUUCUACAUAACCUACGUUUAUUAAUACGUUGUCAAAGAAGUUUAUGCAGAUUCAGAAGAAAAAGUUGUAUACGCGGCUAAUAAAUAUAUUAUGGGAUUUAAGUAUCUGUAGUCUUUAAUCACGCUGACUUUAUUCGGGCGUCAAAAUGCCUACGGUAAUAGCGUUGGACGUCUCUCUCUCAAUGAGGAGACGUGGAUCUAUGAUUGGGAAUGAAUAUUCGCCAAAUUAUGAAUCAUUGACGCGGCAUCAAUUAGCGCUGCAUGGCAUAAACACUCUGUUACACUACUUGCAAGUUAAUUCAAAGUUAGAAUUUGUGUCAGUGAUUGCAUUUUCAUCAUUGUACGAAGUAAUUUGCCCUUUUACUCGCGAUUAUGAAGGCAUACGCAGCAAGUUACGAAUUAUCGAUGAGUGUGACAAGACAUUUAUUGAAGGAGCAUUACAUGGAGUUAAUAAUGUAAUUAUGGCGGAAUGGGGUAAUGCCACGGCUUGCCAAGUGAUAUUAAUUACAGAUGGCAAUCCUGGCAUAGGACCAAUGUCUUUAGGCAAUUCUUUAAAUUCUUUAAAUUCUUUAAAUGUCACACAAGAUGUAAAUCCCUUUCCCCUACCUUUUCCAUACCCAGGAAAAUUAAGUAUAGUUUGCAUUGCAUCGCAGCAGGAUCCUAGUUUGCAGACCGGUUUACCUCUCUAUCAGCGUUUAGCUGACCUAGCUGGUGGUGACAGCAUUGUAUUAGUUCCUGAAUCACCGCUCAGCAAACAUUCCAUCAUGACUUGCUUCCAAAAGCUAGCGGAAGCAAAUUAUGUUUCUUUCCAAGGAUACCUAAAGUGUGGCCAUUUAGGCUCCCGUAUUUUAUUAUCACCAGCCCCUAUGCCUUAUACAAAGAAGACAGAUUUCGAAUUGGCUCCAGGCUUGGCAAUAUCAAAAACUAUAGAAAUAUGUGGAUUUAUAUCUGUAGGAGAUGUUGGUAGCCCAAGUUCCAUUUCUAGACAUUUAGUAUUACCAUUGACAACAGAGAAAAAUUCAAGCAUGCAGGGCAUAUCGUUAGAAGAGGAGUCAGAUACCGAUGAAAAUGAAGAUGAAGGAAAAAUGCCGUCUUUUUGUGUGUUGCUUCAUGGAGCAUUAAAGGUAGAAAACAUGGCAGCCCUUUGUAUGUUGAAUAACGAAUGGUAUGGAUUUAUAUAUUCUUGGGCGGAUACAAAGAAGAAAUCUAACUUAAUGCUAACAGUAUUAGAACCAGGAUCUGACGUUGUACCGUGGUUAGGCAAUUUUAGCAAUUUGGGUCCGUUAGAUACGGUUAAAAGUUCUCCAGUUAGUUUUCCAGUUAGACCAACUGAAAAGAGAAGUUAUACACAAAAUGCUCCUUCAUGGAUUCGCCAAGUUGGCUUGCAGUCUGAUAUUCAAAAAAUAUUAAGACAUGCGAGAAAAUUACCCGACAAGACACAAAACUUUUACAAGGAGGUAAACAGAUUACGACGUGCAGCAGCGUCUAUAGGAUUCAUCGAAUUAUUAGAAGGAUUAGCGUGCAUUUUAGAGCGAGAAUGCACAUUGCUACCAUCAAAUCUAAAUCCUGACUGCACGAUCCAAAUGGGGCACGUUGCAUCGAUGAUCAGAAAGCCAGAAUUUCAUGAACUUAGAUACAAUAUUCCACCCGCACGAACGAAAUUUCAACCUGGAUCAUAAAUUGCAAUGCACAAUAAUUGGAAUGUUACUAUAUUUAUAUCAAAGCUGGACAUUCAUA